This is a messenger RNA of Prunus mume (Japanese apricot), 2333 nucleotides long. RefSeq names its product Pentatricopeptide repeat (PPR) superfamily protein. Gene Ontology annotation, molecular function: zinc ion binding; protein binding; RNA binding. The record is from RefSeq and is a predicted model, not a curated record. Lineage: Eukaryota; Viridiplantae; Streptophyta; Magnoliopsida; Rosales; Rosaceae. Gene Ontology annotation, biological process: RNA modification.
UUCAAACCAACCACCGUAACUUUGAAGGUUUGAACUUUGAAGAAAUAUCAAUGGCGAAGAAGCCUUGAGUAAACACUCAAGAAACCAUUUUCCUUCACUUUCUCACUUCCCAAACACAAUGGUAAGCCUUCCCCACACCACUCUAGCUCUCCCUCCAAACCUAAACGCGAACCCGAACCCAAAUGCCAACACACCCACAACCCUCUUCACAGCCAUAUCCUCCUCCAAGAACCUCAGACAGCUCAAACAAGUCCACGCCCAAAUCCUAAAAUCCAAUCUUGACCGCUCCGACGACCUUCUUUUCAAUCUCCUUCUCUCCUCUUGUACCCUCUCGCCGAGCCUCCACUACCCUCUCUCAGUCUUCAACCAAAUAUCGAAACCCCAAACCCAUUUGUGCAACAAGCUCCUGCGUGAGUUCUCGCGACGUGCCGAGCCUGAUAAGGCGCUUUUGGUUUAUGAGAGGAUGAGGAGGGAGGAUGUGGCUGUGGAUAGGUUCAGCUUUCCGCCAUUGUUAAAGGCUGUGUCCAGAGCUUCGGCUUUAACUGAAGGGGUGGAGAUUCAUGGGCUCGCCUUGAAGUUAGGUUUUGAUUCGGACCCGUUUGUGGAGACGGCGUUGGUUAGAAUGUAUGCGGCUUGUGAGAGGAUUAUGGAGGCACGCUUGGUGUUUGAUAAAAUGUCUUGCCGAGAUGUCGUUGCGUGGAGUAUUAUGAUUAAUGGGUACUGUCAGAGCGGCCUUUUUGACACAGCAUUUUACCUCUUUGAAAAGAUGAAGAACUCUAACAUGGAGCCAGACCCAGAUGAGAUGAUUCUUUCUGCCAUUCUUUCUGCUUGCGGUCGCGCUGGAAAGUUAACUUACGGGAAAGCAAUCCAUGACUUCAUUAAGGAGAAUGAUAUCGUGGUUGACUCUCAUUUACGAAGCGCUCUUGUCACCAUGUAUGCAGGUAGUGGCUCUAUGGAUUUGGCUCAGCAAUUGUUUGAUAAGACAUCACCAAAAGAUUUCGUAGUUGCAACUGCCAUGGUUUCUGGGUAUUCAAAACUAGGGCGGGUUGAGGAUGCACGUUUAAUUUUUAACCAAAUUGUUGAGAAGGACUUGGUGUGUUGGAGUGCUAUGAUAUCUGGUUAUGCUGACAGUGAUCGACCUCAAGAGGCUCUUAGAUUGUUCAAUGAAAUGGAAGUUUCAGGAGUAAGACCUGAUCAGGUCACCAUGUUGAGUGUCAUUUCAGCUUGUGGUCAUCUGGGUGCACUGGAUCAAGCCAAGUGGGUCCAUUUAUAUGUUGGCAAGAAUGGAUUUGGCAGAGUUUUGUCUGUCAACAAUGCCCUCAUUGAUAUGUAUGCCAAAUGUGGGAGCUUGGAAAGAGCAAAAGAGGUAUUUGAGAAAAUGAGAAGAAGAAACGUAAUAUCUUGGACCACUAUGAUUACCGCCUUUGCCAUGCAUGGGGAUGCUAGUAAUGCACUAAACUUCUUCAAUCAAAUGAAAGAUGAGAAUGUUGAGCCCAAUGGGAUUACAUUUGUGGGCGUGCUUUAUGCUUGUAGCCAUGCAGGGUUAGUUGAGGAGGGAAGAAAAAUCUUUGAAUUGAUGAUCAAUGAAUACAACAUCACUCUGAAACAUGAGCACUAUGGUUGCAUGGUUGACCUCUGUGGUCGUGCUGGUCUCCUGACAGAAGCUCUUGAGGUUAUAGAGUCAAUGCCGUUUGCACCAAAUGUUGUCAUCUGGGGAUCUUUGAUGGCUGCUUGUCAGAUUCAUGGUGAGAUGGAAUUGGGAGAAUUUGCUGCAAAACAGCUUCUUGAGAUGGAACCAGAGCAUGAUGGAGCCCUUGUGGCCUUAUCAAAUAUUUAUGCAAAACAAAGAAGAUGGGAAGAUGUUGGAAUGGUGAGGAAGAAAAUGAAAAAUAGUGAUAUCUCUAAGGAGAGGGGAUAUAGCAGGAUAGAGCUAAAAAAUGAGGUACAUGAGUUUUUAAUGGCGGAUAGAAGUCAUAAACAAGCAGAUCAGAUCUAUAAAAAAUUAGAUGAGGUAGUCAGUGAGCUAAAGCGGGCUGGUUAUACUCCCAACACAUCAUGCGUUUUGGUUGAUUUAGAAGAGGAAGAAAAGAAGGAGGCCAUUCUCUUGCACAGUGAGAAGUUGGCUCUUUCUUAUGGUUUGAUAAGUAAAACGAAAGGUUCUAGCAUUCGCAUAGUUAAGAAUCUCAGGAUCUGUGAAGACUGCCAUGCUUUCAUGAAGUUCGCUUCAAAAGUCUAUGAGAGAGAGAUUAUUGUCAGAGAUAGGACUAGGUUUCACCACUACAAACAUGGUUUCUGUUCUUGUAAAGACUAUUGGUAAUGUAUUAUUUGUUGAU